CAUAGCGGUUGUUGUAGUUUUGUUCACACUUAUUCUUCUAUAAUCACUUUUUUCACCACCACCUUCAUAAUCGUUUUUUCUGGUUUUUAAGCACCAUCUUCAUCUUCCUCACUCAUUUCAUUUCACACCGACCCUCUUUCUUUCUUCAUCCUUCACUUACUUACAGUCACAUAUAGCUACACUAACACCAUUCACAAAGAAAAGCCAAUUCCUUUAGCAAAUCCAAUUUUCACCUUUUCACCAAAACCCAUCUUUUCUUCCAAAGCUUUCACCUUUCUGCUUUAUCAUGAACAUUCAACCCAAAACUGAACCUGGGUCACCACCAUGUUUCCAUUCCACAAACCCUAACAACAACCUUGAAGAUAAGUCUAUUCAUGAUCUUGUUAUGGUACUGCGUCAAACUUGUCAAUGGGAAACUUUUGAUAGUGUUGAAACUGUUUUGGAGAAUAGGUAUAUGAGACUCAGAGAAGAGCUUCACUUGGAGAAACUCUCAAGGUUAUAUGCUGAGUCUGAGUUUAAGAAAAGAGAAGAGAUUUGUGAAAAAGGGAAGAAAGUUCAAGAAAGUUAUGAAGCUCUUUUGAAAGAAGUUAAGGUGAAUAGAUUAGCUAAUAGUGAGAAGAAGAAUGAAUUAGAGGAGGAAGUUGAGAAGUUGAAGAAAAAAUAUGUUGAUGGUAGCUAUGAAAUUGAUGUGUUAAGAAGAAAGAAUGGUGAGCUAGAGGCUAAGAUUUUGGAGUUGAGGAAGUUGAAUGAAAAGAGGAUGGAGGAUAAUACUCAACUUGGUGUGUUGAGAAAAAUGAUUGGUAAAUUGGAGCAUGAAGCUUCGGAGCUGAGGAAAUCGAAGAAGAAAUGGUUAGAUGAUAGCAAUGCUUUUGAUGCGCUUAGGAAUAAGGUUCGUGUAUUGGAGGGCGAUAAAAAUGUUUUGGCUGGAGUUGAGGUUAGAAAUGGCGAAGUGAAGGAAACGGUGAAGAAAAUUUUGGAAACUAUAAAUAGGUUGGGGAAAGAAAAGAGUAAGUUGGCUGAUGAGAAACGUAAGAUUGAGAUAUUGCUCGGGUCUAUGUACAAGAAGUUUAGAGGACUGGUUGGAAGACUUUCGAGAUUGGAGGAUGAUACCAAUCUUUUGAAGAGUGUAGGUGUCUCUGGUGGUGGUAAUAAUGAGGGGAAGUCACCUGUUGAUCCUGUGGCUGCUAAUAUUGAAGACAGAGAUGAAGAUGAUUUUCUUGACGAUGAGUUCGGAAAUGACACUGUUGUGGAGGUUGCUCCUUUACAGACAAAUGAAGAUGCUAAUCACACUCUUGGAGUUGCUGCUAGUACUCAACCGCAGAGCAAAGGGAACAAGGAUGUGCAAGGUUCAUCAUCAGCUAGUGGAAGAGUGAAACUGGAUAAGAAUAUUGAGAUCAUAUACCUUGAUGAUGAUGAUGAUGAUGACAACGACGAUGAUGGUGGGUCUAUGUCUCGAGGAGUACAUGAAAAGAAAGCUGUUUUUGGAAUUGCUGUGAAGAAUGAGGUUCCAAGUCCAUCCGUGGCAACACAACAAAAAAGCAAAUUUCCCAAUGCAGUUGACACUUUUAAAAGAAAAUUUUCUUUGAGCGACAUUGAAAUCUCCAGUGCCAGUUCUUCAUCCUCCGACGAUUCGUCAUUUCUCGAUGAUCUUACAAUAAGGUCUGUGGUAUCACUUGAAAGAAGUAAAAAAAGUAGGCAGACGGAGCAGGACUGAACUAUUAGCCGCCAAAGUAAUUGGGCUACAUGACCUUUUGUUAGGUUUUAUCGAAGAGUUGACUCAUCCUUUUGUUAGGUCUUAGUUUUGAAAAUAUAUAACAAUGUUUGGUUUUUGUUAGCCAUGACCUUUGUUAGGUUUUAUUGAACAAUUAACUCAUCAGAGCCAUGGUACAUUUAUUAUUCUCUAGA
Messenger RNA from Medicago truncatula (barrel medic), 1905 nucleotides. Its product is annotated as pre-rRNA 2'-O-ribose RNA methyltransferase. The record is from RefSeq and is a predicted model, not a curated record. The coding region runs from base 287 to 1714 and encodes 475 amino acids. The transcript is spliced from 2 exons. NCBI's taxonomy places the organism in Eukaryota, Viridiplantae, Streptophyta, Magnoliopsida, Fabales, Fabaceae.